AUGGACGAAGACUUAUAUGAUGAAUUCGGAAAUCCAAUCAAUGCAGGGUCUGAGUCAGGAGAACCAGAAGAAAGUCCUCCACAAGAUGAAGAAGUUGAAAAUAAUGAAGAAGGUCAAGGAAUCAUUGCAAGCGAUAACAUCAUGAUUGAGCCUACAGGCCAAGAAAUUGUGCUUCACGAAGACAAGAGAUAUUAUUUAGAUCUUGACCAGGUCUAUCCUGAGGCAGAAGCUCUUAUUAUGGAAGAAGACGCCCAGCCUAUUACUCAGCCUAUUAUCCAGCCUGUCAUUCAAAAGAACUUCGAGUUUACCUUUAAAGAAGUUCCUUUUACCACUAGCCCUAUAGAGUUUUUGGUAUCUUUAUCUCAUUGUCCUGAUUCAAUCCGAAACAUCGCAUUUAUUGGGCAUCUUCACCAUGGGAAAACGACUUUUAUUGACUUAUUAGUUGAAGACACUCAUCCUCAGAUUGUAAGUGAUCCUAAUGACCCAUUAAAAUACAUGGAUACAAGAAAUGAUGAAAGGAAAAGAGAAAUUUCAAUAAAAGCGAAGCCUUUGACAGUUGUUUUAGAGACUAGCAGAGAAAAAAGCUAUUUAUUCAAUAUUAUUGAUACACCUGGACAUCCUAAUUUCAGUGAUGAAGUGACUGCUGGUUUAAGAUUGGCUGAUGGGGUCAUAUUAAUUGUUGAUGUCAUUGAAGGCGUAAUGAUAUAUUAUUGCCUAUUAAAUUCAUAAUAUUCUUAAGUAUCUAUAAUCAGUUUUGUAUUUUUGAAAUAAAUUAAUAAAUUGAUAAUAUAAAGGUAUAAACACAAAACAACUUUUAAUCCAUGCUUUAGAAAAUGAACUAAAAGUAAUAGUGGUCAUCAAUAAGUUUGAUAGACUGCCAUUAGAGCUAAAGAUUCCUCCAGGUGACGUAUAUUUCAAAGUAAAACACACUUUAGAUGAAAUAAACUCAAUAAUCUCAGCACAUGCACCGUGGCAUCCAAAAGUAUCUCCUAUUAAUGAAAAUGUGAUUUUUGCGAGUGGGCUGUAUGGGAUGGCUUUUACAUUAAGCUCUAUGGCGAAAGUAUAUACAAAUAUUUAUGGACCAAAUUUUGAUUCUGAAGAAUUUGCUAAAAGAUUGUGGGGUGAUCUUUAUUAUAAUAAAGAGACUAGAAGUUUUGCAAGGAAGCCGCCAAUAGGAAAGUCAAAUUCAGAUAGAAGCUUUAUUGAAUUCAUUGUAGAACCAAUUUAUAAGUUAUUAGGGUAUGCUGUUAGUGAGAAAGAGAUAAUUAGGGGUUAAUGGAUUAUUUCAGCCCCUAGUCAGCCGAGCUUCAUGUGGCGCUAUACACUAAAGCCGCCAACACCCUUUUUCUUCAGGGUCACCAAAAAUAGUUAUGUCGUCAAUCUGACAGGAUACUCAUCCGGACCUGCUUGAAUCAAAAUUUUCAGUAACGGACUCUCUUGAGCCUGGUAGCGUUCAGGAUAUGAAGAAAUCGUCCGAUGCUUUCUUCUGGAACUAGUCUGGCAUUUAUAGGCAGUAGAAUACUCCUCCAGAAGUGCUCGAUUGAUACUGCACUGUAGACAGAGGGAAGCCCCAGUCAGCCCAACCCAGCACACCACCCCAUAGAGUUCCUCUACUACGAUUCCGUGGCCCUCCAUAUGCCAGCACACUCACUAGCCCUUAAAGUUCCGGCUUUUAUCCUACAGCUACUCCAUGAUGGAGAAAUUUUCACACUGUUAGUGAAGAAAAAGAGCAACUGGAAAAAUUUUUAAGUUCAGUUGGACUUUUUAUGAAGAAAAAGCAUUAUAACGAUGACCCCCCUUCAAUAUUCAUGUCUAUUGCAACAAAAACGCAAUUUUUAAUAUAAAAAUUUUAUAUAAAAAAAUAAUAAUUUUCAUGUCUCUUGCAACAAAUUAUAUACAUUAAAAUGGUGACACGUGCCAACCUGCCCUCUUGGCGCAGCAGUCCAGACCUUAUGGCUACGGCGAACUGGGACGGACUCCGAGCCGAGAAUCAGACGCAGGCUCAAGAAGUGUGUAUUCGGGUAGGUUUUGGCUGCUUUCCUGUGGUUGGAAAUGGAGGUGCUCAAGCAACAUCCUUUGGAUCCGAGGACCCAUGGGCAUUCCUCUACUGAGAAACUGGGGUUUCGGCCAGGCCACAGGGGAAAAGUCUUUUUCCUGUAGUUGUCGAAGGAAGGCACUUUGACAUCCGAUAGACUCCAAGGAGCUGAUCCUUGGAAUCAAGCUACUUCAAUCGCCCGCAGCAGGGACGCAGAAAUCCACAAGCCGCCACUCAAGACUGAACCCGCAAGGCAAGGAGGAGACAGAAUGUACCGGAAGGGAACUCGUAAGAGGGAUAGAUUCUCUGGGCUGGAAUCGAAAAGCUGUAGAACCUUCUGUACGGAAGGUCUUUGGUGACUGCGUCACCAAUAUGGCUAGCGCCUGUCUGUAAUAAUCCUAAUCCUCUUGCAACAAAUUUUCGAUGCACAUCUUAAAUAUUUCCGUACGCUUUAGCUAGAUAAGUUUAAUAAAAUGGCGAGCGAUGACAAUAGCCGUCCAAAUCUCGAUGAGAAGGUCAUUGACAAGCCUACAGCAGCGCUGUUUUAUGGGUUUUUUGAGAAACUCACCUAGAGAAAAAUGCAUUAAUUUUUUUUUUAUAAAAAUGUUGUGUUGCAGUAGGCAUGAAGAUUUUUUCGAAAAAAUUUUUGUUGCAGUAGACAUGAAGAUUGAGGGGGGGGUCAUCGUUACAUACGACUCUAAAACUUUAUUAAAAAUUGUACUGCGAACUUUCUUCAAAAAACCAAGCUGUCUAGUAGAUCUUGCCGUAAAAAAUUUUCCUGCUCCUUCUAAAUCUAAGAAAUUUGAACAAAACUACAAAGGACCUUUGGCUGGAGAAAUUAUUGAAGAGAUAAUUAAAGGAAAAGACACCGGGCCUUUAGUUGUUGACAUUGUCAAGCAGUAUCAUGACUCUGAAUGCAAAUUUUUUUAUAUAUUUGGCAGAGUUCUUAGCGGAACAUUAAGGCCUGGGGAAUUAGUAAAUGUUUUAGGUCAAAAAUAUUCAAUUCAAAACCCUGAAGACAAAUUCCAAGCAGAAAUUGAUAAAAUUUAUUAUUUUAAUUCUAGGUAUAAGCUGCAAGUUCAAGAAAUCCCUGCAGGCUGCUGGGCUUUAAUAGAAAGUUCACAAAUUGAUAUUCCCAAAACCUGCACAAUAACUAGCCCUGAUCUUUCAGAAAAUAUAGAAAUUCUUAAGCCUUACAGAUUCAGCACAUCAAGCAUAGUUAAAAUUGCAAUGGAGCCAUAUAACCCUUCAGAUUUGCCUAAAAUGCUUCAAGGUCUCAAUUUUUGUUCUAAGAGUUACCCAUUGCUUGAUUUUAAAGUGCAAGAAACUGGAGAACACGUCAUAGCUGGCACUGGAGAGCUUUAUCUUGAUUCAGUGUUGCAUGAUGUGCGUGAGCUGUAUACUGAUAUAGAAAUAAAACUUUCAGAUCCUUAUGUCUCAUUUAAUGAAACUGUCAUAGACUCUUCAUCUUUUAAAUGCUUCGCUGAGACUCCUAAUGGUAAAAAUCGCUUUUCUAUGAUUGCUGAGCCAUUAGAAGCUGUAAUAGGUUCUGCAAUAGAAAAGCAUAAAAUCCAUAUAAAUUGGCCUCCAGAGAAGCUUUCGAGCCAUUUUGAAGAAAAUUAUAAUUGAGAUGUUUUGGCUUCUUCAUCAAUAUGGGCAUUUGGUCCAGAUUCAUAUGGCUCUAAUAUUCUCAUAAAUGAUAUAUUGCCAUAUGAGAGAGACGAUGAUUUAUUAGCAAGCAUUAAAAAUCCAGUUGUUCAAGGAUUUCAAUGGGCUUGCAGAGAAGGGCCACUAUGUGAAGAGCCAAUACGUUUGACAAAGUUUAAGAUUUUAGAAGCUGCUAUGGCAGCUGAACCAAUUUAUAGAGCAAGUGGCCAAAUAAUACCUACAGUAAGAAGGGUCUGCUAUUCAUCAUUUUUGUUAUCAAGUCCUAGACUAAUGGAGCCUUAUUAUUUAGUAGAAAUUCAAUGUACUCAAGACUGCAUCCCAGCUGUUCAUUUAGUUAUGACAAAGAGAAGAGGACACAUUGAUAUGGAAGAACCUAAGCCAGGCUCUCCACAUUAUACACUUCUAGGGACCUUACCUGUUAUAGAUUCCUUUGGGUUUGAAACUGAUUUAAGAACCUACACAAGCGGUAUGGCAUUUUGUGUAUCAAUUUUCGACCACUGGGAAGUCGUUAUUUCUGACCCAUUAGAUCGAAAUAUAAAGAUCAAGCCACUAGAGCCUUGCCCAGUUCCCCAUCUAGCCAGAGAGUUUAUGCUAAAAACUAGACGAAGAAAAGGCUUGACAGACGACAUCACAAUUACAAAAUUUUUUGAUCAUCCAUUAUUAAGAGAUAUGGCCAAAGAAGACCAAGAUCUUGCACCAUAUUUUUAA
Messenger RNA from Blepharisma stoltei, 4411 nucleotides. The record is from the annotation of a GenBank genome assembly. NCBI's taxonomy places the organism in Eukaryota, Ciliophora, Heterotrichea, Heterotrichida, Blepharismidae.